Molecule: messenger RNA, 474 nt
Organism: Strongylus vulgaris
Lineage: Eukaryota; Metazoa; Nematoda; Chromadorea; Rhabditida; Strongylidae
Source: the annotation of a GenBank genome assembly
AUGUGUAAUUACGUAUGGUUCAGUAUGGCUGGUACGAAAAGAGAUCCGCCGCCGAUCCUGGAAUGUGUCACAGAGGUGAAGAAGUUCCGAAGUGGAGGAGGUAGUGAUGAAGCGGCCAUGACCGUAACACGUUCUAAUUCCAAUAAUGUUCAAAAUCCCAUUGCUGAUGGUAAAGCUCCUUUGUGCUCUACAGCUGAGACACAUUCUCACUCUCAGCAUGAGAAAGAACUCAGAAGGGAACGUGGAGAAAUGCUUCUCCGACUAUAUCGAGAGCACCCUUUGCUCAUUGACACAGCGACUGCAAGAACCAUGGAGAAAAAUCAAGAACGGGCUCAGUUAUGGGAGAAGAUAACCUAUCAGAUCAAUGAUGUCUUUGGCAGCAAGCUCGAAGUUCUAUCUGUGGAAAAAACAAAGAAGUUGCUGACAUAUUAUAAGAAGAAGGAUGAUGGGAGCCAUGAAAAACUGUGCGGCUUU